Hansenula anomala is the source of this 1506-nucleotide messenger RNA. It is a transcript of the gene UGP1, whose product is annotated as UTP glucose-1-phosphate uridylyltransferase. The record is from RefSeq and is a predicted model, not a curated record. Lineage: Eukaryota; Fungi; Ascomycota; Saccharomycetes; Phaffomycetales; Wickerhamomycetaceae. Gene Ontology annotation, molecular function: UTP:glucose-1-phosphate uridylyltransferase activity. Gene Ontology annotation, cellular component: cytoplasm. Gene Ontology annotation, biological process: glycogen metabolic process; UDP-alpha-D-glucose metabolic process. The coding region runs from base 1 to 1506 and encodes 501 amino acids. The transcript has 2 exons.
AUGGCUACCACCCAAUCAAAGAGACACGCUAAGACCCAGUCCUCAUUCGCUUUCGAAAGCACAACCACCUCUGUUGCUGCUAGUCAAAUGCGUAAUGCUUUAAACAAAUUGGCUGACACUGUUCAAGACAAGGAACUCCAAACUAAAUUUGAAAAUGAAAUGGAUUCUUUCUUUGCUUUAUUCAGAAGAUACUUGACUGAUAAAGCUGCUGGUAGUACUUUGGAUUGGGACAAAAUCAGAUCUCCAAACCAAGAUGAAGUUGUUGACUAUAAAAAAAUUGCCUUACCAGAAAGUGCUGACAAUUUAUCAAAAUUAGCUGUUUUGAAAUUAAACGGUGGGUUAGGUACUUCAAUGGGUUGUGUUGGUCCAAAAUCAGUUAUCGAAGUUAGAGAUGGUAACACUUUUUUGGAUUUAGCUGUUCGUCAAAUUGAACAUUUGAAUAGAAAACAUGAUUCUGAUGUCCCAUUAUUAUUAAUGAACUCUUUCAACACCGAUGAAGAUACUCAUCAAAUCAUUAGAAAAUAUGGUGGUCACAGAAUAAGAAUCAGAACUUUUAACCAAUCAAGAUAUCCAAGAGUCUUGAGAGAUUCUUUAUUACCUGUCCCAACUAGUUAUGAUGAUGAUAUCAAUGCUUGGUACCCUCCAGGUCAUGGUGAUUUAUUCGAAUCUUUACAUUCUUCUGGUGAAUUAGAUGCUUUAAUUGAACAAGGUAAAGAAAUCUUGUUUGUUUCCAAUGGUGAUAACUUGGGUGCUACUGUGGAUUUGAAAAUUUUAAACCAUAUGAUUGAUACUGGUGCUGAAUACAUUAUGGAAUUAACUGAUAAAACUAGAGCCGAUGUUAAAGGUGGUACAUUAAUCAAUUACAAUGGUCAAGUUAGAUUAUUAGAAAUUGCUCAAGUUCCAAAAGAACACGUUGAAGAAUUCAAAUCUAUCAAGAAAUUCAAAAAUUUCAACACAAAUAACUUGUGGAUUAACUUGAAAGCUGUUAAAAGAUUAAUCGAAGCUAACUCAAUCCAAGUUGAAAUCAUUCCAAAUGCUAAAUCAAUCACCAACAAAAGUGGUCAAGAAGUUAAUGUCUUACAAUUAGAAACUGCUGUCGGUGCUGCUAUUAGACAUUUUAACGGUGCUCAUGGUGUUGUUGUUCCAAGAUCAAGAUUCUUACCUGUUAAAACUUGCUCAGAUUUACUAUUAGUGAAAUCAGAUUUAUUCUACUUAGAACAUGGUGCUUUAGUUUUAGACCCUUCAAGAUUUGGUGCUAAUCCUUUAAUUAAAUUAGGUUCUCAUUUCAAAAAAGUUUCAGGUUUUAAUCAAAGAAUCUCUCAUAUUCCAAAAAUCUUGGAAUUAGAUCAUUUAACAAUCACUGGUAAUGUUACUUUAGGUAAAGGUGUUGUCUUAAAAGGUACUGUUAUCAUUGUUUGUUCUGAAGGUCAAAGAAUUGAUAUUCCAAAUGGUUCUGUCUUGGAAAAUGUUGUCAUUACUGGUAACUUGACAAUCUUGGAACAUUAG